ACUCCUACUUGUCAAAGGGAAACACAAUUUGUCCCUUCGCGGAUUCCGUAUUGUUGGGGCGCUUGUACAUUGUGAGCAUGCUGUGAGUGGUGUGUUAUUGAAAAUGGAUAAACAGAGUACACACGACAUGUAUGUCCUUCGUGGAGUGACAGUAUAGACUGACAGGCUGUAUGUUAGAAGUCUCUCUGACAACUGAAGUCUGUUGAACGACACAAUGUUGGCGACGUUGACCAGAGUUAAAAGCGCUCGGUGGCUUUCUCCGGACAUACUUUUAGGACACAUGUUAAGACAAGAGGUCAGAGGAAGAAACGAGUUGAGCCCGCUCGGGCUCGGUUCUUGUCUCCAGGUGUGGAGGCGGAAAGUCGCCGGAGGUGUCCGAGAUGUCAGCACCUCCUGCACGCUGUGCGCCAAAGGCCGAGGAAACCCGAACAAGACCGAGAAGCUGUCGGAGAAGAAGCUAACCCGUCACUUUGUGGACCAUCGCCGCGUGAAGCUGGUGGCUGGCUCAGGCGGUAAAGGGGUCUGCAGCUUUCACAGUGAACCCCGAAAAGAGUGGGGUGGACCGGACGGAGGGAAUGGAGGUGAUGGAGGAAGCAUCAUUAUCAAGGCCGAUCGGUUCGUCAAAUCAUUGGCGCAGAUAGUUCCAAUUUACAGGGCAGAACAUGGGCAGUCAGGAGGCAACAAGAACUGUUACGGCAGGAAUGGCAGCUCAACCUACAUUUCUGUACCAUUAGGCACUGUGGUGAAGGAACAGGGACAGAUAGUAGUAGACCUCUCUGAGCAUGGCCAGGAGUAUUUGGCUGUAUAUGGAGGCGUCGGUGGGAAGGGGAAUCGAUUCUUCCUGUCCAAUGAGAACCGUGCCCCAAUGACAGCAACUCCAGGAAUGGAGGGCCAGGAGAGGGUCCUUCAGCUGGAGCUCCGCACCAUGGCCCAUGCUGGACUGGUGGGGUUUCCUAAUGCUGGAAAAUCAUCAUUGCUGAGAGCCAUCUCCAAUGCCAGGCCUGCUGUGGCCGCUUACCCUUUUACAACACUCAACCCACAUGUAGGAAUUGUCAAGUACAGGGAUCACGAACAAGUUGCAGUUGCUGACAUCCCAGGCAUCAUUCGAGGAGCUCACCUAAAUCGAGGCUUGGGCAUCUCUUUUCUCCGCCACAUAGAGCGCUGUCGUUUCCUCCUCUUUGUUCUCGACCUGUCUGCUCCGGAGCCCUGGAUCCAGCUCGAGCACUUGCGUUAUGAACUGGACCAGUAUGAGCGUGGUCUGUCCCAGCGGCCUCAGGCCAUCAUAGCCAACAAAAUGGACCUACCUGAGGCCCAGGAGAAGCUAGAGACUCUAAAGAGCCUUGUCACCCAGCGGGUCAUCCCCGUGUCGGCUCUCACAGGACAGAACACAGAGGAACUAAUCCUUCACCUCAGACAGCUGUAUGACGGCUACCUUCAAGGAGAAAGCAGUGAGGAGGGCAAGGCCACUAAGUGGUAGUAAAAAUAUUUCCCCCUGCUCUACGAAUAUGUCUGAUAUGUAUUUAUACUGGAAGAUUUAGAAAGUAUUUACAUUUCUUAAUAAAUAUAUAAACCAAACAAAAUCCAGUGCUAUCUUAUUAAUGACUUUUAGAAUAUUGCUGAAAUAGAUUUUGGAUUUCUUGAAAUGUUUAAUACAGCUUAUAAACAGCUUCAUGCCACACAACAUGCAGAUUUUCACAAAGAUGGCAUUACAUGUUAAGAGUACACUACAUUUUAAAAUGUUAGGAUCAACAGAUGCCUGUUUAGGGUCAACGUGUUAAGACAAUCAUGUAAACCGAGUUAAAUGUAUUUCUAUACAGGAUACCAAAGAUGAUUUUGAGAAAGUCUGGACACAAAAUAAUAAUAAAAAAAGAUACAGCAUACAA
Molecule: messenger RNA, 1883 nt
Organism: Larimichthys crocea (large yellow croaker)
Lineage: Eukaryota; Metazoa; Chordata; Actinopteri; Sciaenidae
Gene: mtg2
Product: mitochondrial ribosome-associated GTPase 2
Exons: 6
Coding region: 215-1477 (420 amino acids)
Cellular component (GO): mitochondrion
Molecular function (GO): GTPase activity; magnesium ion binding; GTP binding
Source: RefSeq, a predicted model, not a curated record